This is a messenger RNA of Saccostrea cuccullata (small rock oyster), 489 nucleotides long. RefSeq names its product multiple epidermal growth factor-like domains protein 10. The annotation marks the transcript as partial. The record is from RefSeq and is a predicted model, not a curated record. Gene Ontology annotation, molecular function: scavenger receptor activity. Lineage: Eukaryota; Metazoa; Mollusca; Bivalvia; Ostreida; Ostreidae. The transcript is spliced from 3 exons.
CAAGUCAUUACAUAUUGUUUUAGAAUUGACAAUUGCUGUCGGGAAUGGGACGAAUUUUUUACAGGAUGUAAAGUGUGUUCACCAGGAUAUCUAGGUCGGAAUUGUACACAGGCAUGUCCGUACCCUAACUAUGGCUUAGAGUGCCAGGGAAAUUGUGGAUGCGAUAAGAGACUAUGUGACAUCGCUACAGGUUGCUUCUCUGAUUCGGAUGGAUGCAGGGCAGGUUACUAUGGAGAAAGAUGUAUGUUUAAGUGCAGAGUACCGACGUAUGGAAAACAUUGUCAACAAAUCUGCAAGUGUGAUGAAUUUAUCUGUCAUUACAUUACCGGGUGUCCAGUAAAGGAAAGCAAGUAGUUAUAGUGUUUUAAAUAUCUAAUAAUCAUUGUCUCUUAAUAGAUUUAUACCUCUUCAUUCCAUACCCUCAUCUUCAUUAGACAAACAUAUAUACGUGUUUAAAAAUGUUGAUUGAUCCAAUUUUGAUAAUAUCAA